AUGUCAACUUGUUUAAGCUGUGGAAGUUCUAAUCUUGAAGCGGAUUCAUCUUCAGGUAUUACAUAUUGUGUUUCUUGUGGGAAUGUAAUUGAAGAGAAUGUGAUUGUUUCGGAAAUUACAUUUGGUGAAGCGUCUUCAGGUGCUGCUAUUGUUCAAGGAUCUUUUGUUGGCGCUGAUCAAAGUCAUGCGCGUACUAAUGGUCCUUAUCGUAGGCAGAGUUCUUUAGAAUCUAGAGAACAAACUAUAGCUAAUGGCCGCCGUAGAAUUAAUGCUUUGGCAGCUGCACUGCAUUUGUCAGAAAGACAUUCUGAAACUGCUGUUCGUUAUUUUACUCUUGCUGUGACGCAUAAUUUUAUUCAAGGUCGUCGAUCACAAUAUGUUAUUGCAUCAUGUCUAUAUAUAGUAUGCAGGCUAGAAAGGACAUCUCAUAUGCUUAUUGAUUUUUCUGAUAUUCUCCAGAUUAAUGUUUUUACACUCGGUUCAACAUUUCUUAAAUUAGUUCAAGUUCUUCAUAUUACUCUACCAUUUGCUGAUCCAUCUCUUUAUAUAACAAGAUUCGCUGCUCUUUUGGAAUUUGGAGCAGAAACCCAUAAAGUUGCUACAGAUGCUAUUAGAUUGGUUCAAAGAAUGAAUAGAGAUUGGAUGCAGACUGGUAGAAGACCAGCUGGUAUAUGUGGUGCAUGUCUUUUAAUAGCUGCACGUAUGAAUAAUUUUCGUAGAAGUGUAGAAGAAGUCGUACAUGUAGUUAAAGUGGGUGAUCUUACUGUUAGGAAAAGAUUAGAAGAGUUCAAAACAACUGCAUCGGGUGAUUUAACCGUUCAAGAUUUUAGAACUAUAUGGCUUGAACAAACUCACGAUCCACCUUCAUAUCUUCAGGGAAAAAAAAAAGAACGAAGGCAAAGGGAUAUUGAAGCUAUGGAAUUUUUGAAUAGUAAAGAACAUGAGAUAGAUAUUUUGGAUGCGUCUACGACAAAUUAUUAUCAUAAUAAAGAAAAAAUGUUACCGUUAAAAUUAAUUGAAACUGGUGAUUUUGUUACUGAAUUGAAUGAUAAUUUCUUGAAAGGUGAAAUGGAAUCAGUUUUGAAAGAUAGAGAUAUUCAAAGAAUGUCUAUGGCUAUUCAGGAAACUAAAAAAACUGGAAAAUAUUGUGAAACUCUUUCCGAUAUUGAUGAUGAUGAAAUCAAUCAAAUUAUUUUAAGUGAGCCAGAGGUUUUAGCGAAAACUCGAGUUUGGAUGGAACUUAAUAGAGAAUAUCUUGCUGCACAAGAAGUGAAACGUUUAAAAUUGGAGUCUGAUCUUAAAGCUGGAAUUAAUCGUCAAACAAAAAGACGUAAGAAACAUAAAUCGAAAGAUUCUAAUAGUUUGAAUUUGCCAUCUAAUCCUGUAGAAUCUGCAAAAAAAAUGUUACAGCAACGAACAUUUUCUAAGAAGAUUAAUUAUGAAGCCUUGAAUUAUUUGUUUGAAGAAUAG
Messenger RNA from Pneumocystis jirovecii RU7, 1470 nucleotides. Its product is annotated as transcription factor TFIIIB subunit BRF1. Gene Ontology annotation, biological process: transcription preinitiation complex assembly; transcription by RNA polymerase III; DNA-templated transcription initiation. The record is from RefSeq and is a predicted model, not a curated record. Gene Ontology annotation, cellular component: nucleus; transcription factor TFIIIB complex; transcription preinitiation complex. The transcript has 8 exons. Bases 1 to 1470 code for a protein of 489 amino acids. Gene Ontology annotation, molecular function: RNA polymerase III general transcription initiation factor activity; RNA polymerase III type 3 promoter sequence-specific DNA binding; TBP-class protein binding. NCBI's taxonomy places the organism in Eukaryota, Fungi, Ascomycota, Pneumocystomycetes, Pneumocystales, Pneumocystaceae.